Messenger RNA from Bombina bombina (fire-bellied toad), 2678 nucleotides. It is a transcript of the gene RNF157, whose product is annotated as ring finger protein 157. Gene Ontology annotation, molecular function: ubiquitin protein ligase activity. The transcript has 21 exons. The record is from RefSeq and is a predicted model, not a curated record. Lineage: Eukaryota; Metazoa; Chordata; Amphibia; Anura; Bombinatoridae. Gene Ontology annotation, biological process: protein ubiquitination. Gene Ontology annotation, cellular component: cytoplasm. The coding region runs from base 190 to 2163 and encodes 657 amino acids.
GUGCCGGGGCGUGGCCCAAUGCGCUGUGUUGACGUCACUUGUGCUCUGCUGCAGGAGCCGGUGUAAGGGCAAGGACCGGGGAUUACCUGUACUACUGGAACGGUAUGCUGCACGUGGCUGGCAGGUGGGGGUGAACAUUGAACACUCAGGCUAUGGCAGGAGACUGUUAGUGUGCUUUGACAAAAGUUCAUGGUGACCCUAGUGAAGAUGGGAGCACUUACAAGCCGGCAGCAUGCUGGAGUGGAGGAAGUGGAUAUGCCCUCCAAUGCCAUCUACAGAUAUCCACCCAAAUCUGGUAGCUACUUUGAUACUCAUUUUAUUAUGGGAGGAGAGAAGUUUGACUCCAGCCACCCUGAAGGUUACCUGUUUGGAGAGAACAGCGACCUGAACUUCCUCGGGAGCCGUCCUGUCACAUUCCCGUAUGCUGCCCCUUCACCGCAGGAGCCAGUAAAGACGCUGCGCAGCCUUAUCAACAUCCGUAAGGACACGCUUCGCCUUGUCAGGUGCACAGAGGAGGUCAAGACCUGCGGGGUGGAAGGCAGCCGCCCUAAGGUGCAUUACAACGUGGAGUUCACCUUUGACUCAGAUGCUAGAGUUGCGAUCACUAUCUACUAUCAAGCAGCGGAGGAGUUCCAGGGAGGCAUUGCCAGCUACCUGCCUAAGUCCAGCAAUCUGCAAUCAGAGACUGUACACUUCAAAAGGGGUGUCAGCCAGCAAUUCUGCCUUCCCUCCCACACGGUGGAUCCUUCAGAGUGGAGAGAAGAGGAGCUGGCUUUUGACCUCGAUAGAGAAAUGUAUCCUAUGGUUGUUCAAGCGGUGGUGGAAGAGGGGGAAGAACAUCUGGGACACUGUCAUGUGCUGAUGGCAACAUUUGAACGGCACGCUGAUGGCAGUUUCUGUGUGAAGCCUCUGAAACAAAAACAAGUGGUUGACGGUGUCAGUUACCUCCUACAAGAAAUCUAUGGAAUUGAAAAUAAAUACAACACACAGGACUCUAAGGUGACAGAGGACGAGGUGAGUGACAACAGUGCAGAGUGUGUGGUGUGUUUGUCGGAUGUCCGUGAUACGCUAAUCCUGCCGUGCAGACAUCUGUGCCUAUGUAACACAUGUGCUGACACCCUGCGCUACCAGGCCAGCAACUGCCCUAUCUGCCGGUUGCCAUUCCGAGCUCUCCUACAGAUCCGCGCAAUGAGAAAGAUUCCUGGUCCGCACUCCCCAGUAGGAUUCAGUCCAAUUAUUGCAGCCCCAAACUCGGACUCUGAAGAGCACACGUCGGCAGAGCAUGUCCCUCCCGGGUAUGAGGUUGUUUCUCUCCUGGAAGCGCUCAACGGGCCCCUCACUCCAUCUCCAUCUGCCCUCCCAUUGAGACCACUGGGAGAAAACCCACGGCCUGGAAGGCUUCCUACAUAUGGUACCGAUAUCCAGCUCCCUUCCCUACGCACACACUCACCCCUCCAGCACCUCUGUGGCAGCCAAGCCCUGAAACUGAAAAAAAGUAUUUCCAGGUCCAUUUCCCAAAAUUCCUCAGUGUUGCAGGAGGAUGAGAUGGAGAAAUCAUUUAGUGAGACAGAGAUCCGUACUCCAAGGAAGAAAGCGCCCCAACUUGCCGAGGAAAGCGGCGCAACACCAGAUAGUGAGAAUGUGACCCUGUCUUCGUCAGGCGCUAUCGAUCAGUCAUCCUGCACAGGGACACCUCUGUCAUCUACAAUCACCUCUCCAGAAGACCCCCUGAGCAGUAGCCUGGCACAGUCUGUAAUGUCUAUGGCAUCAUCUCACAGCCAGCAGUCCCAGCUCAGUACAGACACCGUGUCCUCCAUGUCUGGCUCCUACACUGCAGGGGUAAUGGAAGAGGAGGAUGAGGGAGGAAUCACUCCAUCACCUCCCACAGUCCCCAGCGGAUCCCCUUAUGAGGAGGGAGAGCUAUCGCCAGCAGAGUCAGCGGAGGGGCACUUCGUGACGGUCUCUGUGGAUGAGAUGGAUGCCGAGGGGAACAUUACAGAGGAGGAAUUUGCGUCGCAAGAAGAGGUUGAUGGGCAGAGGACUGUCAGAGAGUGUGACAAUAACAAUGCUGCUCGCAUAACGCAGAGGGACACGCUCGACAAUGUGCGGGGCUCUGAGGGCUGCCUGGCCGCUGUUCCGGAUCCCCAGCCGAUUGGUGAUUAGAUGACCUCUACUUCAGGCAGAAAAAGAAGUGUCCAUACCAACUGUCAGCCAGCUGCGUCACCCUACAGGAAGCUGUGGACCUUUCUUCCCAGUUGGGCACACAGGAUGUGUGAGCUCUCUCACUGAAGUAAAACGCGUUACUCUACGGACACCUCUUCCCCCACUGCCAGCGGCUCGCACCAUCGCACUCUCAGGAGACCCCACUGAUUUCCUAUUGGCUCCAGCUAAUACUUCCCUACACUUGCUGCAUCUCAGUCUCUCACAGACGGCUUCAGUGUCAUUUAGGAUCUGGUCAGAGAUGUGUUAGUGUGUGUUACUCAUGUCAAGACGGGUAGCCUGGCAAUGCUGCUAUGUAUUUUCUUGCCUACCCUACCUAUGCUGUAUACUUUUUUUGUGUGAAAUAAGACUGGUAAAGGUGACUGAGUUGGCUCUGCAAACACUACGUCCUGCACAAAAAUGUUGCAUAAUACCAGCAAUAAAGAUUGGCACUCUGUAUAAUGCCCAUGAAGAGACAA